Gregarina niphandrodes is the source of this 1215-nucleotide messenger RNA. Its product is annotated as meiotic recombination DMC1-like protein. Gene Ontology annotation, cellular component: condensed nuclear chromosome; nucleus. The record is from RefSeq and is a predicted model, not a curated record. Bases 1 to 1215 code for a protein of 404 amino acids. Gene Ontology annotation, biological process: DNA recombinase assembly; mitotic recombination; DNA repair. The transcript is spliced from 2 exons. Lineage: Eukaryota; Apicomplexa; Conoidasida; Eugregarinorida; Gregarinidae. Gene Ontology annotation, molecular function: single-stranded DNA binding; double-stranded DNA binding; DNA strand exchange activity.
AUGAUUUGUCCCUCAGUCGUCCAGAAGUCCCGAACAGUCGCUCCGGCGGCCUCGAGUGAAGAUGCCUUACAAAAGGACCCCGUAGUGACCACUACGAGGACGGUCGAUACAUCUGGAGAUAUUGGUGGAGUCGUGGAGAUUGCUGUGCCCAAUGAAGUGGUGGGUGCGGAGGAUGUGUUGGCUCGAAAGGAGGGUGAUGUUUUAGCGACAUUUAUUGAAAUAGACCGGUUGCAAGACCAAGGAAUAAAUGUGGCUGAUAUCCAGAAGUUGAAGCAAGCGGGAUACCAGACCGUUCUAUCAGUGCUUCAGUCGACUCGCAAGGAGUUGAGUCAGCUGAAAGGAUUUGCUGAGGCAAAGGUGGAGAAAGUGCUAGAAGCCGCAGCAGCGCUGGACAGUUCUCAGUGUAGUUUCAUGACGGGCUCGAUAUUGCUACAGCGGCGUGCGAAUAUUAUACGGCUUAGUACAGGGUCAGUUAUUCUGGACAAAAUGCUCGCUGGAGGCAUUGAAUCCUCGGCCCUAACGGAGGUCUUUGGAGAGAACCGGUCGGGAAAGACCCAGAUUUGCCAUACGCUAUGUGUCACGUCACAGUUGCCCUUGGAUAUGGGCGGCGGAAACGGCAAAGUGUGUUACAUAGAUACUGAGGGCACGUUUCGCCCGGAAAAGAUCGCACGAAUAGCCGAGAGAUUCGGCUUAUCCCCCGAGGACGUUUUAGACAAUAUCCUGUAUGCCCGGGCCCAUACGCAUGAGCACAUGACGCAGUUGAUUUGCAUGGCUGCAUGUCGCAUGGUUGAGGAGUCCUUCAGCUUGAUGAUAAUUGACAGCAUCAUGGCUCUAUUCCGGGUAGAGUUCUCGGGUCGUGGAGAUCUGGCCGAACGGCAACAGGUGCUAGGAAAGGCUUUGAAUCGGUUGCAGAAGAUCGCCGAACAAUUCAAUGUGUGUGUGCUCUAUACCAACCACGUUAUGGCCGACCCUUCUGGUGCCAUGACCAUGGUCGCUAACCCGUCCAAGCCUAUUGGAGGACAUGUUCUCGGGCACGCUAGUACCCACAGACUGCAGCUGCGAAUCGGGCGAGGCGACCAACGGAUUUGCAAGGUGUACGACUCCCCCUGCCUUCCGGCGACUGACUGUGUGUUUCAACUGAGUGGUAAGCGUCUUCCACUUCCUCACAUCAAUCCACUCGCUGCAGAUCAAGGGGUGAUUGACCCAACGGACUAG